AGAUGCAGGUGACUGUUCCGUAAAUCAUUAUUGUCAUGUCAAGUUUAUAAACUUGACUUUACAAAUGUAUUAUGGAAACAAAACCAAUCGUAACAUGUCACGGAGAUCAGUCUUUAUUCUCGUCUCUCCAUCCCACACUGUUACAGGGACUUCCAUCGGAGGCGACAGAAUGGAGAAGGUCUUACAGUCGUGCUCCAAAGACUGUGUACCUAGAGGCCAGUUUUGUUCCAUAUGAUGAGGACAUUUUACCAACAGAGACAGACAAAACACUUGUCAGUCGACCAUACUUCCAUAUCUUCUGGACUUCCUGUGAUUUGGAUACUUAUAAACAAACUAUACGUGAGGAACUUGUGGAAUGGACAUCUGCACUAAAGAGAAAGAACAUUCCUGAUUGGUUGAUAGUGGUUGUUGUCACAGAUGAAAGUAAACUAAAGUCCAAACUGUUGCCAAGGUCUUCAGUAUAUGAUAAAAUCAGAAGUGAUUUCUGUAACAAGCAGCCUGAAAGAUGUGUGGCAGUCACAGAGCCUCUGAAACAGGAUCAACGGAUGAACGAAUCUUGGCAGGUUUUGCUUCAGCGACUUCGCUCACUGUUACUUCAAGCCUUCAACAGACAUCUCAACAAGUAUGAGGAUGGAAUGAGAAGUCUACGCGAGAAAAGAAAUGAACCAGGAUGGAAAUUCAACAACUUUUUCCUUGUUCAGGAGGAGCUGGCCUUCAUGUAUGAGAUGCUAGGCCUAUUUGAGGAUGCCCUGAUACAGUAUGAUGAAUUAGAUGCUCUGUUUACUCAGUACAUCCUUUUCUAUGCUGCAGGAAAUCCAGUGAAUUGGAUGUUGAAGUACACAGCUGAAUGCACAAAAUGGUCUGGAUUGUCACUUAGAAAACCAAUCAACCGUGACAUUCGAGAUUUAAUUAAGGAUAAUAAAGACAACCUGCUGGACUUCAGGAGCUAUCUGUUCUCUAGGCAGUGUGCCCUGCUCUUCCUUUUGGAUAAACCUCUAGAUAUUCCUAAACGAGCCAUGGAGUUCUUACAUAAUACUGUACAGGAAAUCCACAAGUUAAAGGUGACAAUGCCUGUAGGCAGUAUUGACUGUUGGGUUUUUCUGAGCUGUCUAGAAAUCCUCAACAAGUGUGAAAACUUCAUGGGAUCUGAUCCCAUUAAGAGUUACUCCCUAUAUACAGCCAGUCUCUGGGAUUAUGCCCGAAAGAAGCUGAGAUGCCUAGGAGAGUUGUGUGGUUUACGACCAGAACCAGACAUUGAACCAACUUCUGACCAACUUACCCUGGUGCUAGAUCUUAUAUCUGGUUUGGCAACUAAAGAUGAUGAUGACAAAGAGGACAUAAAGAAACGACCUCCUGAAAAACUGAGGGAAGCUUUGUCAUCCAAAGACGCCUUCACUAAAACAUACCUGGAAUUAUCUGAGCUUGCCAUGGGAACUUUUAAACACAUCAGCAGGUUUAGGUCUGCCCGUCUAAUUGGAAAAGAUUUAGCAGAUUUUUACAUACUACAAGGGGAGCCCGAGAAGGCAGAAAACUUCCUGAUGGAUGCCAUGAAAAGUUUCCACCAAGAGGGCUGGCAUCAUCUUGCUGAUGACAUGAAAUUGGAGCUGGCUAAAUGCCAGAAACUGUUGGGAAACAGACUGAAAUACUUGAAAACAGCUUGUCAGGUGGUGAGUAGUCCGACCUUAUCUACUGAUGUGCGUCAAACAUUUCAGACAGAAAUUUUCAGCAUUGCAAAGGAAUGCUCAGGGAGUAACUAUGUUUUAAAGGCUGCUCCAAUGUUUGUUGUGGAGGAUGUUGUUGUUCAGGAACAUUCCAUUAUCUGUGAUCAGACUGUAACUAUAGACCUGCACCUCCAGUGUGACAUUCCAGAGGCUGUCCAUUGCGACAGCGUCAGUCUGUCUGUCCGCCCUCAUGCUGUCAUUAAACACAAUGUCUCAGGGAAGAGACUUCUAUGUAAAAUAGACAGUGGAGGUAUGCUUAAAGAACAAGUGCCAAACUUCAACCCAAUCAGAAAACCAGUUCCUAGUCAAAUUGAGGUCAAGGCCAACAUGGAUUCUGGGUCUUGUGGAAUUGUCUGUGUGAACUCGCAGGACUUGUUGCGACGGAUGGAUAGUAGUAAAAAUUACCGCAGAGAGUCUCAGCAGACUAAGGAAGACUUUAGUGAGGCUCUGGUACUGCAGGAAGUGGAGCUUAAACCAGGGAAGAAUGUACUUAGUUUGUCUAAGCAGGUGAAGAAUGCAGGAGGUCACAAACCCCAUCAACUGUUGAUUAAAAUAGGGGGUCUGGAUUUUCUGAAGACUUUGGAGACUGAAGAAUAUUUUUGUGUUUCUAAUAUACAGCCUGUGUGUGUACUCAAACCUGCUGUUGGAGAUUACCUUCUAUCUGGUAUAACGCAGCAAGCCUCUCUCAGUAUCUCACCUGGGAGUUUCCAUCUGACCCCGGGGGAAACCCUCAAAUUAGAGACCUCCCAGAGCCUCACUGUCACCACAGAAAGUGAUGACAACACACUGGUUGUCAUGGAGACAGAGAAUGGUAAACCCCAGGAGUUCAAAGUUCAGAUUCACCAUCAGAGGGAGAAUUCAAUGACAUCAGAAGCUCAGAUGAUAGUGAUGUGCAAUAGUUUUCCUUUACCCGUGAAGAUGAAUUUGACCCUAAAUUCUCCAUUUUGGGUCACACAUAAAAUACUUACUGCAGGAGACAGGAAAUACAUCCAGAUCUCACUAGAUGGCAGCACCAAGGAGAAGUUCCUGUUGACAGACCCUGUGAUACACUGUGAGAACCCAGAUAUAGAACUGCUUCCAAUGAACAAGCAAGGACAAGAAUUGAGUGUUAGUCGUCACCAGACCGUAUCAUAUGUCUGGCAACUGAAGUGUAACAGUCCGAAGGUCAACAGUGUGAAGUUACUGUACACUGUCCACUACAGUAGUCCUCUGGACAUUAGUGAGAAAACUCACAAACUGACCUACGCUUUCACCAUUGCAGACUUUCAGACUUUGUACACUGUAAAGAUGGAUGUGAAACCAGAGGAAGGGAAAAAGAUGUGUACAGUGGGCAGUUUGGCAGUUGUAACCAUAAGGAUCACACGAUCCCAGUGGUGUAGUGAUACGUCACCUGUACUGUAUAAAAUUGAGGAUAAACCAGACGUGUGGGCAGUCACUGGCAAAAGCUCAGGACUAAUAGACAUUCCAGAUGGACAGAGUGAAAUUACAUUGAAUGUUAUUCCAUUAAAACCAGGACUCCUCCAUUUUCCAAUCCUGACCUUGUUCAGACCUAACAAAGGUGCUUGGACAACAUCAGGUAACAACAGAAAAUCAGAAUCGCCCACUGAUAUAUCCCCAGAUGAGGAGAGCAACCCUUAUCAGGGGUUCUCCCGUGGCCAGGUGUACUAUGCCAGCAGUUCUAAACAGGUGCAAGUCUUUACAGAUUCUACAAAAGGAGGGAAGUCUUCUUGACACAAAAUAGAUUUUAGGAAUGUAUUUUUGUUUGGAUUGAGAAUUGUGCCAAAUUUAAAGUUUUUGUUGACACUGCCAGAUGAUCUUAAUAUAUAAUCAAGGCCAUAUUCAUUCACACCCAAAUUAAACAAUGGAAUCAACAGGAAAUUGGAAAAUAUAAACUUAAAUGAAUUUGUCAAGGAAUGGAAAUUGAGUGAAGAAGGAUUGAAGAAUGAAGUGUAAUUAUAAAUAACAUUUCAGACAUUAAACAACUUUAAACUAAAAACUACUUGAGCAAAGUACCAGAAUUAUGAAAGAAAAUAU
This is a messenger RNA of Saccostrea echinata, 3755 nucleotides long. RefSeq names its product trafficking protein particle complex subunit 10-like. The transcript has 22 exons. The record is from RefSeq and is a predicted model, not a curated record. The coding region runs from base 72 to 3452 and encodes 1126 amino acids. NCBI's taxonomy places the organism in Eukaryota, Metazoa, Mollusca, Bivalvia, Ostreida, Ostreidae. Gene Ontology annotation, cellular component: TRAPPII protein complex. Gene Ontology annotation, biological process: intra-Golgi vesicle-mediated transport; early endosome to Golgi transport.